CCAGGCCCUUGGCGCCAGGGAAUCUUCCAUCUCCAGCCUUGUCCUUAGAGGAAGAAGAGGAUGAGGACGACGAAGACGCGGCGGAGCCAGAAGGGCUGCGCAGCGAGGAGCAUCCGAGCCAGUUUUUCGCGGAGGCACAGCGGCUGCGGGAGCAGAAGUUGCUGCUAGACCAAGAGUGCAUCGAGCAGCCCUGGCCUGCGGCAGUGAGUUCUUUGGGGCCAUGCUUCUAAGUGGGAUGAGAGAAUCCCAGGGCACGGAGGUGUCUCUACAUACCAUGUCUACCCAGGACCUGCGACUCCUCGUCUCUUUUGCCUACUCUGGGGUUGUGCGGGCAAGGUGGCCAGGACUUCUGAGAGCUGCCCAGGCUGCUCUUCAGUACCAGAGCUCUUCCUGCCUGGAUUUGUGUCAGAAAGCAUUGGCAAGGGGCCUCAAUCCUGCCCGUUGCCUGGCCCUAUUUCCCAUGGCUGAAGCCCCUGGGUUGGAGAGGCUCUGGAACAAAGCACGUCACUACCUCCUUACCCACCUGCCUGCUGUGGCUUUGUGCCCCACUUUCCCUAGUUUACCAGCUUCCUGCCUGGCUGAAUUGCUGGAUAGCGAUGAGCUCCACGUGCAGGAGGAGUUUGAGGCCUUUGUGGCUGCACGGAGUUGGCUAGAUGCUAACCCUGAGACCCAGGAGUCAGAUGCCAAGGCCCUGCUGCAAUGUGUCCGCUUUGGCCGAAUGUCCACCAGGGAGCUGCGGAGGGUGCGGGCAGCUGGGCUACCCCCAUCUCUGUCUCCAGACCUGCUGCACCAGCUGAUGGUAAAGGCCGAUAUUCCAGGCCCAGAGAGGCGGAGGGAGCCUGACCAGGCACUGGUGGUGAUUGGUGGGGAUGAAAUCAGAUCAGACAUGGCCCUAAGACAGCCAUCCCGAGGAGUGUGGUGGGCUCGGGCCUUCUGCUGUGGCAUGGGACUGGUACGAACUGUGGAAUGGGGGCGAUUGCCUGCCCUGCCUGCCCCAGGGCGCUUCCGGCAUGGGGCUGCGAGUGUGGCAGGAAAUGAACUCUAUGUGUGCGGGGGACAGGAUUUCUACAGCAACUCCAACACCCUGGCCUCAACUCUCAGGUGGGAGCCAAGUCAAGAGGACUGGGAAGAGAUGGCACCUUUGCACCAGGCUCGGAGCUUAUUCCCCUUGGUGGCACUAGAUGGACAACUUUAUGCCCUGGGUGGAAGAGACAAUGGUGUUGCCCUCAACUCUGUGGAGACCUAUAACCCUGAGCUCAAUGUCUGGAGGCCAGCACCUGCACUUCCAGCACCAUGCUUUGCUCACGCAGCUGCCAUUUUGGAGGGCCGAUUGUACAUGAGCGGAGGAUGUAGUGGAACUGGCCAAUACCUGGCCUCAUUGCUACACUAUGACCCUAAACUUGAGAAGCCAGGGACAUUUCUGAGCCCUAUGGGGGUACCUCGGGCUGCCCAUGUCAUGGCUGCUCUGGGUGGGCGAUUGUAUGUGGCAGGUGGCCUAGGUGAGACUGGGGACCUACUGAGCUUUGAGACCUAUGAACCAAAGACUGAUAGCUGGACUCAGCUGACACCCCUGCCCUCCCCUCAUGUGGGGGCUGCAGGUGCUGUGCUGCAGGGGGAGUUCCUGGUGCUGGGGGGUUACAGUCACCAGACUUAUGCCCUCUCCCACCUUGUCCAUGCCUACUGUCCUGGUCUGGGCCGAUGGCUAUGCCUGGGGACUCUGCCAAGGCCUCGGGCUGAGAUGCCUGCCUGCCUCCUGACACUUCCCACUGUGCAAUGCAUGGCUUUGGGUAACACCCUGCACCAAACCAAACCUGCUGGGUGAAGGGGGAGCAGCAAUGUAUGGCGAGGAGGAAGGGAUAAG
Molecule: messenger RNA, 1861 nt
Organism: Otolemur garnettii (small-eared galago)
Lineage: Eukaryota; Metazoa; Chordata; Mammalia; Primates; Galagidae
Gene: KLHL33
Product: kelch like family member 33
Exons: 4
Coding region: 221-1822 (533 amino acids)
Molecular function (GO): protein binding
Source: RefSeq, a predicted model, not a curated record